Oryza brachyantha (malo sina) is the source of this 1478-nucleotide messenger RNA. RefSeq names its product RNA pseudouridine synthase 3, mitochondrial. Gene Ontology annotation, biological process: pseudouridine synthesis. Bases 1 to 1434 code for a protein of 477 amino acids. Gene Ontology annotation, molecular function: pseudouridine synthase activity; RNA binding. The transcript is spliced from 8 exons. The record is from RefSeq and is a predicted model, not a curated record. Lineage: Eukaryota; Viridiplantae; Streptophyta; Magnoliopsida; Poales; Poaceae.
AUGCUGCUGCGCCACCGCCGGCGGCGCGUGGGGCCCUGGCCGUGGGCGGCGCUGCGGAGCCUGUCGCGGCUGGCGCCGCCCGCGCCGGCGGAGGUGGUCCGCGUGGACGGGAACGACGUCGCCUGCCUCGGGAAGCCCAAGCCCGGGCCGAGGCCGCGGCAGCUGCUCUCGCUGCCGCCGUUCCCUGCCGGGGAUGGUGACGCGCUCCCCGGGAGGAAGGCGGCGGCGUCGCCGCGGCGCGUGACGGCGGUCAGCUGGGUGAAGCACUACCUCGCCGACGUGCCGCAGGAGGUCGUGCAGGCGCACUUCAACAAGAGGCUGGUUUAUUCCGAGUGCUCGGAUCACGAGGUUUCAGUUGAAAGCAUUAAGAGCCAGAAGCAUCAUCUUAAAAAGAUCAAGCAUAACGAUGUGAUGGAGCCUGGCAUGAGAAUUCACCUUCCUGUGUCAGUGGCAGAGGGUGAGAUUAAGAAGCGGUAUGAGACCAUUCCAACUGCCACUUUGCAUCCGAAUAAAGACGAGAUCGAGUACCUGAAAAGGCUUGUCAUCCACAAGGAUUCUUCUAUACUUGUGCUUAACAAGCCCCCGAAAGUGCCCAUGAAGGGACAUUUGCCAGUACAUAACAGCAUGGAUGUUCUUGCAGCAGCAGCUCUGUCAUAUGGAAAUGAUGAAGGUCCAAAAUUGGUUCAUCGACUGGACAGAGAAAGUAGUGGUUUGCUGUUGAUGGGGAGAACAAAAGAAAGCUUUACUCGAUUGCAUUGGCUCUUCACCAGCGUAAAUUUAGCAAAAACAAAUUCUGAGGCAUGGAAUGCUGCCUGUGAAGCAUACAUGCAGAGGUAUUGGGCAUUGGUGAUUGGGACCCCAAAAGAAAGUGAAGGGAUUAUUUCUGCGCCUCUUUCAAAGGUACUUCUCGAUGAUGGGAAAGCUGAGCGUGUCAUUCUGGCACAUCCUUCUGGCAUAGAUGGUGCACAAGAAGCUGUAACAGCAUAUCGGGUGAUGGGACCAACUAUUAGCGGGUGCUCAUGGAUUGAGCUACGGCCAUUGACAGGCCGAAAGCAUCAGCUCCGAGUACAUUGCGCAGAAGCCCUAGGCACUCCCAUUGUUGGAGAUUACAAAUAUGGGUGGUUUGUGCACCAAAGGUGGAAGCAGAAUCCCCAACCUGACUUUGAGCCGUUCACUGGGGAGCCAUACAAGCUAAGGCGCCCAGAAGGCUUGGCAAUCCAGAAGGGCAGUGUCCUCUCUAAAGUACCUUUGCUGCAUCUACAUUGCCGGGAGAUGGUCAUCCCUAACAUCGCGAAAUUCCUGAGCAACACUGGAGAAUGGCACGAAAAUGGCACUCCAUGGUCCAAGGAGAAGCCCAAUCUCCUCAGGUUCAUCGCACCAAUGCCUGCACAUAUGAAAAUUAGCUGGAACAUCAUGUCUUCAUAUCUGGUGUAAUCAUGUGCCACUGUUGUCAACUUCAGUUUCCAUCCCAUGUAGUU